CGUAUUGUUAUUUUACGCCUUUUUCAUGUAAAUGCAUACAUUUAUUUCACGAGGAUCACUUUUAAAAGUUUUUAAAACGUGACGUUUUUUAAAUACAUUUUUAAGGCGGGAACGGGUCACAUUUGCGGUUCGAAUUCCCGCUGCGGAAUUUUAAAACGGCGGAUUCGUUGAGAAUUCCCUGUGUCCGACAAAGAUACGUUGCAGCUUAAAAAUAAAAUGAGUGUAGGCAGUUAAAGUGAAUAUUGUAAGUGAGAAUGGCAGCAUUCGAAGUGUUCAUUUUUGUUUUCCUGCUAGAAACUGGCUGUGCUAAUGUCCUAGAGAAAUAUGUCCAAGAGAACCGUCGCCUGGCCAAAGCUAUUGUGGAAGCGUUACAUGACCCCAGUUUCGACGAGGAACUGCUCUACGACCUGAAGAAGGACAACCAGGUGCACCUCAACCGCACCAUGUCGCUCCUCAUCAAAUAUAUCGUAAAAAGGGAGGUGGACAACUACAGGUCUAGACGUACGGAUGCCAUCAGCCGACGCAUAUAUUCGUCACUUAUCAUGAAACUUAUAGAUAUAGCAAAGGACCUUCCCCGUAACGAGAGCUCGGCGAGCCGCGUCGACACCGCGCACCGGUACUACAUGUCGGUGGAGAGCCGCGACAUGCACGACCAGAUGGCCGACAUGCAGGUGUUCCACGCCUGCGCCAGACUCUACGAUAUCAUGUUCACUGCACCGAGAAUUUUAUCUCAGCUGGGCAAACUGGACGAUCUAACACCGAGACUUCUGGUUCGAAAGCUUAAGGCUAUGGAGAUCAAGCCGGUGCACCUUGGGAUAAUUCUGCUUGUACAGUACCACCUCAGAAACACCGUGAACUUCGCCGUCAGAACCAAGGCCAUCGACGUACUGGCCACCAGGCCACAGAACGUGGGUCCUCAGGUGAUAGACAUGCUGAAAGCCCUCGCGUCCCGCCUUCUGCCCAUAUCAGAGUUACUGGACAUCCAUAUAGCUCACUACAGCCCCGCUUUUAAGGACACUAGCCCCUCUACGUGGCUGGGCAUUGUGAAUAAUAAACAGCCUUAACUUUUUUUACUUAUUAUUUAUAAUAUAAAAGGAAUCUUUAUUUUUAUGACCUCAAUGGUAUACCGGAAUAAUAUACUACCUUAUAUUCCUUAAUUGUGGAUUCGAUCCUCAUACAAUACAAACAUUCAUAUAUAUUAGUAUAACUAUUUAUUUAUUAUUAAUAUAUUAUAAGUAGUAUUUAUGUGUUAUAUGUGUAUUUCUUAUGUAUUAUUAUGUAUAAUUAUUUCAGUAUGUUGUUAUAAUUAUGUCAAAUAUUUUUCACCACAUCUGCCCUUCAUACACUUUCUGUUUUUACCCAAUGGUUAGCUGGUAGAGAAUGCCAUAUGGCAUUAA
Galleria mellonella (greater wax moth) is the source of this 1397-nucleotide messenger RNA. RefSeq lists its product as uncharacterized. The transcript has 6 exons. The record is from RefSeq and is a predicted model, not a curated record. The coding region runs from base 255 to 1064 and encodes 269 amino acids. NCBI's taxonomy places the organism in Eukaryota, Metazoa, Arthropoda, Insecta, Lepidoptera, Pyralidae.